AUGGCGAAUCUCGCUAACACUAUGGAAGCUAAUUCUGCUGUGAAUCUGCAAGCUGUGCAGAGAUUAGGCCAACCGGCUGGGAAUAAAAACCGAAAUGGUGAGAGAAUGCUAAUGAUAAUACUGAGGGAAACGACGGCCUUUUAUAAGAAGUAUUUCCCCGACUCUGCAAGGGAAGCGAAGGAGAUAGAACUGAUGCAGUUGAAGCAAGGUUCCUUAUCUGUAGCGGACUACACCAACAAAUUUGAGGAGCUUUGUAGAUUUUCUAUGGUAUGUCAGGGUGCCCCGGAGACCUACAAGGGCUGGAAGUGCAUUAAUUACCAGAGGGGUAUAAAAGAUAGCAUUAUGACUGCUGUGGCGCCUAUGGAAAUCCGUGUCUUCUCCAACUUGGUGAACAAGGCGAGAGUGGUGGAAGAGUACGCCAAGACAGUAGCUUCGUCCAAGGAAACUCAUGGAGGGAGUUCUAGUCGGGGGCGUGGCAAGUAUUUUCAUCCGAAGGGUCAUAGCUUCAAAAGAGGAGGAUAUGCGCCUCAAGGUCAAGGAGGCUUCAGGAAGAACACUCAGACUCAGUUUCAGUACGCUAAGGGGAGAGGAAAUCAGAGUAAGGAUUCUCCGAAUUUGACUUGCGUACAUUGUGGGCGUUUCCAUCCUUGUAACUCAUGCAAGAUUGGUUUAGGUGGUUGCUUCAAUUGUGGGUUUUCUGGCCACAUUGCGAGGGAUUGUACUCGUGGGAGGAAUCAGAAUGCGGGCCAGAGUCAGCAUCAAGGUCGAGUCUUUACUGUAAAUGCCAAGGAUGCUUCCAAGGCGGAUCCGUUGAUGAGAGGUAUUUGUUUAAUUGGGGAUAAGACUUUAAUUGCAUUAUAUGAUACUGGGACUUUGCAUUCGUUUAUUUUGUUUGCUAAAGUCGAGGAACUAGGUUUGAAAGUAUCAGAGUUACCUUUUGACUUGCAUGUACAUACUCCGCAUCAGACGGUUAUAUCUAGGUCAGGGUGUAGGCAAGUAGGUUUCAAGCUUGAGGGUAGAGAUUUUGUGCAUGACUUGAUCUGUUUACCAAUGGUUGGGUUGGAGAUGAUUUUGGGGUUUGAUUAG
Messenger RNA from Arachis ipaensis, 1086 nucleotides. RefSeq lists its product as uncharacterized. NCBI's taxonomy places the organism in Eukaryota, Viridiplantae, Streptophyta, Magnoliopsida, Fabales, Fabaceae. Gene Ontology annotation, molecular function: zinc ion binding; nucleic acid binding. The record is from RefSeq and is a predicted model, not a curated record.